UCAUCAUCUUCUUUCUCGUUCUCUUUCUUUCCUUGUCUCUCCUUAGCUCACUUGGUUUUGUCUGUUUCUGUCUCCCUCCCUGCUCUUAAUUUCAAGUUAGUUGUUUAUUUCUUGGUGUUCACAUAACAACAACAACAAUCAAAUUGAAGAGAAUCAACAUCAUGAGAUUGGAUAAAAAUGAUGGAAAAUGUUCUGGACAAUUGUAGCAAUUCUUUAAACAACAAUAACAACACAAUCAACAGCAAUUCUUCACUUACCUGCGCCAAUCGUUUUGAAGAUGCUGAAGAUAUUGAUAUUGAUUAUUCAUCUACUAAAUGUGUUCUAGAAGGAGAAACUUAUCUUCCAAUAAUUUCAAAAUUAUCUACAACAGAAUCAAAUCAAUCAACCUCAUCGUCCAUUGAUUCUUCAUGUGAUAGUGAUUAUUAUCCGUUAAACCACCUAAGGAUCACCAAUGGAAUCAUAAAUAGGAAUAAAAAUGGUGAUUAUGUUAACACUGGCUCACCCAAACCAACACACCGCUCUCUUAACCACAGAAAACAACAUCCACCGCCUCCACCACCACCACUACUACCACCAUCUCAACCACCGAUACCACCACCCCCAAUCUAUGCCAAUUUACCAUUAGUAGGAUCAACAAUAACAGGAGAACCAUCUAAUUCAGCCGAUUCAACAAACAACUAUUCUAAACCUCAGCACCACCAUCACCACAAUCGCCACCACAACCAACAACAACAACAACAACAACAACAACCACCACCACCACAAGAGAAACAAUAUCAACCUUUCCAUCGGCGUAACCACUCACUCACUCAUCGUUUCAACAACAACAGUAUCAACAACCAUUACCACAUGAAUCAUCACAGCCGAAAUAAUCAUUAUCAUAAUGUAAUAAUCUCAUCAUCAUCAUCCUCUUCAUCUUCAUCCUACCCAUCAUCACCUUCAUCAAUUUCAUGUUCACCUCCAGUUCCCGAAACGGGUACCGAUCCUAACCGAGUAUUACUCAACCAUUGGUCGGAAUAUAUUCACCUUUCUGGUCGUAAAUAUUAUUACAAUUCAGUGACCAAACAAUCAUCAUGGAAACCACCAAGACGUGGAUUACCAAUCUUUCGUGAUGAGGAUGAAAAUACAAGUCAUUCAGAGGAAAAUCUGACCGAUAGUUCAUCAGCCAAUUCAUGGUCACCAACAAUUAACCAUUCUCAUGAUACUCUAUCAAUAUCAUCAGAUUUUUCAUCUUCCAAUACGAUGACACACAAUAAUAAUACAACUUUAUCAUCAUCAAUCGGAGGAGGAACAACAACCUCGAGUAACAUUUACUCUCACAGGUUAAAACCUCGAGUUCGACCUCGUAAAACAAUUCUGGGCAAUUUGUGGCAAUCAGAUAAUAACAAGAACGAUAAUGAUGAUGAAGAUGAUGAAGAUGAAGAUAAUGUUUCACCCUAUUCAGUACCACCACCAAUUCACCAUCAUCAUCACAAUAAUGGUUACAAUAAUCAUUACUCUAAUCUUGAUUAUAUAAAUGGAGGGAUAGACAAUCGUUCAUUAAAAAAUAAUCACAAUGCUCAUAAACAUCAUCGUAAUCAUAAUCAUCAUCAUCAUCACCGUCAUCGAGAUAACCAUGAUCAUUAUGAUGAAAAUAAUCCACCACCACCACCACCACCUCAUUUACCACCUCAUCAUCAUGAUACUUGGUCAUCUCCAUUGUCCACUGGCUGGAAAAGAUAUAUUAAUGAUAAUCAAGUCUAUUUCGUCAAUGAUGUAACCAAAGUUAAGUGGUUCUGUAAAUACGAUGAUUCUGGUCGACUCUAUUUCUAUGAACCUAAUGGAGAUCAAUCUUAUUGGCAAUUACCUGAUCAUGUCACCGACGAAGAGUCUGAUCGCGACUGCCAAUCUCAAAGUGAUGCAUCAGAAAGUUAUUCACCAAUAACCAAAGAUUUACCUGAAAAUGGUCAUGAUAUUCAUGUUCAUGGUGUAACAACCUUUUCCUCCUCCAAACCGGCGGCAAAAAAACCACCACCACCACCUCUUGGCUCACUAUCAUCUGCAUCUUCAGUUUCAAGGAUUAAGAAUGACGGAAGUUUAAGAUUACCCAUGAAGAAACAUUAUGUCAACAGUUUCUCCCCUUCGCCCAUUGACCGUUCAUACAAAGCAAAGUCUAUGGUUUUCCUGCCCACUAGUGAUAAAUUCAUCAGCAUGGACUCAGAUACAGAGGAUAGAUCAUCAAUAUCCACCAUGAACACAACGAUAACAUCACCGAUUUCAAUGAUAACUUCUUCAUCUGCAACAACAUCACCAACCACCAAAACGAGCAAAUUGAAUUUCAACAAUCACAAAAUCAGUUUAAAUCAUACAAUUAAUGGUUCUCUUAAUCAUCAUCCAUCAACAAAUCAACAAACUCCUCCGAUUCCUGAAAAUUUGGAAGAAUCAAGAGCUUUUAAAACAGGAAUCUUAAAUCGAACCAAAAUAAUGGAAAAUGGAAAACGACUUCGUAAAAAUUGGUCUACCAGUUUGGUUGCUCUAUCUGAUUAUUAUCUUCUUAUAUUUAAAGAUGCAAAAAUUAACUCACAUCAAGAGGAAAAUCUUAAACCUGAGAUUGUUAUUGAAUUAGGAGGAUCACUUAUUGAAUGGAGCCAAGGAUUAUCCAGUCGUAAAAAUGUCUUCCAAUUGACAACUUUCACGGGAAAUCAAAUAUUACUUCAGGAAGAUUGUUCAUUAACUGCCGCUGAAUGGUUUUAUUCAAUUAAAAGUGCCAUAUCUAAAUUGCCUCAAUGUGAUGGUACAGCCACUAUUGGUUCUAACAAUUCCUUGGAAACUAAUAACAAAGACUGUAAAUUAAAACGAUCUAAAUCAACUAAACAAACAUGUAAAAAGCUUGAAAUCAAUCAAAAAUUGAGCACCAAAAAUGGUGCCAAUGGCUCAGGAGAUGAUAAGAUUACUCCAGAGAAGAAGAAAAAAAUUCGAGAGCGUUUAAUUAACUUCUUAUUACGUCGUCCAACACUCGAUAGUCUUAGAGAAAAAGGAAUAUUUAAAGAUGGACCCGUCUUUGGUUGUGAUCUUUAUUCAUUAUGUUCAAGGGAGAAACAAUUGAUUCCUAAAGUAGUUCAACAAUGUAUCAAAGCGAUUGAACAAAAAGGACUUAAAGCCGAUGGUAUUUAUAGAGUUUGUGGUAAUUUAUCUGAAGUUCAAAAGAUAAGAUAUCAAGUUAAUCAUGACAAUUAUGAAGGAAUUUGGGCUCAAGAAGAUGUUCACGUACUUACAGGAGCUUUGAAACUUUUUUUCCGAGAUAUGAAGGAACCUUUAUUCCCAUGUAAUCGUUUUGAUUCACUAAUGUUCACAAUUGGUUUACCAGAUAAGAAAAGGAAACAAGAAGCCAUUGUCAGGGUGAUCCGAGAUUUACCUCGAUGUAACAAGGAGACUCUCAGAUACCUUUUGAAACACCUUCUAAGAGUUCAAGACCAUAAGGAUGAAAAUCGUAUGCACAUUCAAAAUUUAGCGAUCGUUUUUGGACCAACGCUAAUGUGGCCUGAAACGGAUUCCAACAAUCUCGCCUAUGAUAUGAUGCUGAAAAUGCAUUCAAAUCAAGUCAUUGAAUUAUUGUUACUCGAAUUUGAUCAGAUUUUUACAUGAUCAUCUGAAAGGAAAUCCUCGAUUCAUCAUCAUCAUCAUCAUCAUCAUCAUCGCGAUCAUUAAAUCACUGAGAGAUUUAUUUUGAUAAACAAUUUUUUUAAUUACAAUCCGUAUUGAAGAUCUACAAUUAACAUCAACUAAUCAAUUACUCACCUUUACGUCAAUGAAUAAGAUUUAAUUUCCCAUGAAUGGAUCAUCAUCAAUUCAGGAAAAAGGAAAAGAAAAUUCAAUCAAUAUCACCUAACCCUUUUCUAUUUUUAAUUAAUUAAUCAACUUUAAUUUUUUUUCUCACACUUUAUAUUAUCUAUUUUCUCAUCUUUCUCCUAAACUUCCUUUACACCAUCCAAUAUCUCGAGAUGUUUUAUUUACCUUGAGGCUAAUGUUUUAUUUGUCUCAAUCUAAAUUUAUUAUUAUUUUUUUGUCAACUCUAACCCUUCCAAUCCAAUGAAUCAUCAACAAACUGACCAUCUAAUUUGCAUACUGACCGAGACUCACUGACCGGUUCAGUUAAAAUAUAUAAUGUAUCUCUCUCCCUCUCUCCCUCUCUCUCUCUCUAUUUGUUAUAUCAGUUUUUACCAAUCAAUCAAAACUACAAUCAAAUUUUGUUAAAUUAUCUACAAUAAUGUAUUUAAAUUAAUUGAUGAUAAUAUAAAAAAUAAUUGAAACUAAA
Molecule: messenger RNA, 4294 nt
Organism: Panonychus citri (citrus red mite)
Lineage: Eukaryota; Metazoa; Arthropoda; Arachnida; Trombidiformes; Tetranychidae
Product: myb-like protein A
Exons: 13
Coding region: 178-3624 (1148 amino acids)
Biological process (GO): regulation of GTPase activity; signal transduction
Cellular component (GO): cytoplasm
Molecular function (GO): protein binding
Source: RefSeq, a predicted model, not a curated record